Tilletiopsis washingtonensis is the source of this 2306-nucleotide messenger RNA. RefSeq lists its product as hypothetical. NCBI's taxonomy places the organism in Eukaryota, Fungi, Basidiomycota, Exobasidiomycetes, Entylomatales. Gene Ontology annotation, biological process: intracellular iron ion homeostasis. The transcript is spliced from 3 exons. The record is from RefSeq and is a predicted model, not a curated record. The coding region runs from base 220 to 2100 and encodes 626 amino acids.
AGCUGCCAUCGAUGCCGCUGAUCCCAUCCGCCUUGCUCUCCACACCCGCCGCCGCCAUAUAUAGCGAACACCUCAGCCUGCUCGACGCUGCUUCUCCAACCUCGCCCAAGCACCCCGCACACCUGCACGCGCCGCACCUCGCACCCACCGCCGCCACCUCGCACGCCCUCCACCUCGCCGCACCGCCGCGCCCGCUCGCACCUCUCACCCCGCGCCGCCAUGACGGACGCCGUCGAGAUCCUCGACCUGCUCGGCGUCGGCUUCGGCCCGGCCAACCUGGCGCUCGCCAUUGCGCUGCGCGAGAGCGCCGACGCCGCCGACGCCGGCUUCAAGGCGCACUUCGUCGAGCGCCAGCCGCAGUUUGCCUGGCACUCGACGCUGCUGCUGCCCGGCGCGCAGCUGCAGGUGUCGCCGUUCAAGGACCUGGCGACGAUGCGCGACCCGACGUCGUCGUACUCGUUCGUCAACUACCUGCACCAGCAGAACCGCCUCUCGGCCUUCAUCAACAUGGAGGCCAACAUCCCGAGCCGGCGCGAGUGGAGCGCCUACCUCACGUGGGCCGCGCGCCGCAUGGACGACGUCGUCAGCUACGGCGAGGACGUGCUGGCCAUCGAGCCGCUCGGCGCCGCAGACGUGGCGCAGCUGCGCAAGAGCGGCGCCGCCGUGCCGGCCGCACAGGCGGGCGAGGGCGUGCGCAUCCUCCGCGUCACGACGCAGCGCCGCGGCGAGAGCGGCACGACGGUGCGCCUCGCGCGCAACGUCACCGUCGGCGUCGGCGGCAUCGCACAGAUCCCGCCGGCGCUGCUGCCCGUGUACCCGGCGUCGCCGUGGACCGAGGCGGCGCGCGUCAUCCACUCGUCGACGUUCCUGCCCUCGCUCGCCGCCAUCGAGCCGCAGCUCUCGGCCACGGCGCAGAGGCGCCUCGGGCGCGCGUCGCCGGCGUCGGCGUCGCACUGGCCGCUGCGUCUCGCCGUCGUCGGCAGCGGCCAGUCGGCGGCCGAGACGUCGCUGCACCUGCGCCGCACCUUCCCUUCCGCGCACAUCAGCCUCAUCUUCCGCGCCUCGGCCAUCGUGCCGUCCGACGACUCGGCCUUUGUCAACGCCGCCGCCUUUGACCCCGACCGCACCGACGCCUUCUGGCGAGCCGGCACGCAGGAGCGCGCCGACUGGAUCAAGGAGUACAAGCGCACCAACUACUCCGUCGUGCGCUCCGACGUGCUCAACGCGCUCAACCAGGUGCUGUACGACCAGCAGAUCGAGCACGAGGCGCCGUGGCCGGGCGCCGACGGGCCGAGCGAGGGCACGUUUGUGCUGCGCAGCAACACACAGGUCGACAGCUCGCGCCUCGUCGGCGAGGGCGACGAGCAGCAGGUCGAGCUGACGCUGUCCAGCACCAAGCCCGACGCCGACUCGACGUCGCACACGGAGCGCUUCGACCUCGUCACGCUCGGCACGGGCUUCGCGCGGGCGCCGUCGUGCAUGAAGUUCCUCGAGCCGCUGGCGCCGCACUUCCCCGCGCUCGACCCCGAGGCCGAGCGGCGGCGUGCCGAGCUCGGCUUCCCGGGCGAGGACGAGUCGCUGGACUCGCGCCGCGCCACGCUCGACGCCGGCGGCGAUGCGGCCGAGGAGCGGCUGCGCGAGCGCGUGCGCGGCAUCUCGCGCGACUACCGCCUCGUGCCGUACGCCUCGCCGGCCUUCCACUCGUCGGGCAGCGCCAGCGCCAGCGGGAUCUCGAGCCCCGGCAGCAGCGCAUCCAGCGUCACGCUCGAGGACAGCAGCUCCAUUGCGCGCGAGGUGCCCGGUGCCUUUGAGCCGGGCGUCUACGUGCUCGGCGGCAACGAGCAGACACACGGCCUCUCCGACAGCCUGCUCUCCAUCGUCGCCUGGCGCGCCGGCGAGCUCACCGAGAGCCUGCUGGCGCGCAAGAGCGCCGCCGCACGCCGCGAAGCCGUCUCGUCGGGCAUCACGGCCGACGGCCAGACGCCGCUGGCCCCCACGUCCAACGGCCAGGCCGGCUACUUCCCGCAAAAGGCGGCGCCCAAGAGCGGCGGCAUCGUCAAGCCGCUGCUCGACCGCAUCGACUCGGCACUGCGCAUCUGAGCGCUGCUUCCUCCAGCCAUCUUAAUCCGAGCGCCAGCGCUCCCUGUCACCCACCACCUGCAUUUUGGCCCAUAUACACACAUACACGCCUGCCUGCGCCCGCCUCGCCCUCUCCCUCGACUGGACCACACUGCCUGGCCCCCGUCUCGAGCGCGCUUCUGCCUGCACCCAUGACCUUCAUGUAAUCUCACGUCUCGCUCAAUUAC